Colossoma macropomum (tambaqui) is the source of this 2308-nucleotide messenger RNA. RefSeq names its product ras-related protein Rab-9A-like. Lineage: Eukaryota; Metazoa; Chordata; Actinopteri; Characiformes; Serrasalmidae. Gene Ontology annotation, biological process: Rab protein signal transduction; retrograde transport, endosome to Golgi. Bases 396 to 1001 code for a protein of 201 amino acids. The transcript is spliced from 2 exons. Gene Ontology annotation, cellular component: late endosome; lysosome; phagocytic vesicle. Gene Ontology annotation, molecular function: GTP binding; GTPase activity. The record is from RefSeq and is a predicted model, not a curated record.
GGUGCCCUUUUCUUUGCAUUAGAGGUGUUCCCAUUUUAUGCCAAUGAAUGCUUGUUAAUGAUCAGCCAUUAUCUGUGCAUGUUUGGAGGCCAUUUACAUCUAAAGGCUGAUUGCCUCACUUACUGAUCACCUGACUGGCUGCUUUUUAAGUUGUGUAACUAAUCUUCACUCAAUGUCUUUAACAGAUUAAAUGCCUGAGAGGGUCCGUAAUCUUCAUGUAGUGUGUAUUCUGGUCAUAUGAGAAUGCUCUGAGUAGCCUAGGGGCGCCAUGGCUUGGAGAAAUCCCAACAUGAGGAGGAGGAAGAUGUGAGGUGGCGUUGGAGGGAUGCCUGUCGACUCUCGUCGCUGAACUGCAACUUUAACGGCUUCUUGUGUGCUGACCUGGAAUCCUCAUCAUGUCCUCCAAGUCGUCCCUGCUGAAGGUGAUCCUGCUGGGCGAUGGCGGUGUGGGCAAGUCGUCACUCAUGAACCGCUACGUCUCCAACAAGUUCGACACACACCUCUUCCACACCAUUGGUGUUGAGUUUCUAAACAAGGAGCUCGAGGUGGACGGACGGCUGGUCACUUUACAGAUCUGGGACACUGCUGGCCAGGAGCGUUUUCGCAGCCUGCGUACGCCGUUUUAUCGUGGGUCCGAUUGCUGUUUGUUAACAUUUAGCGUGGACGAUAGCCAGAGCUUCCUCAACCUCAACCACUGGAGAAAAGAGUUUGCGUAUUAUGCCGAUGUUAAGGAACCUGAGAGCUUUCCCUUCGUCAUUCUUGGGAAUAAAGUCGAUGUGACCGAGCGGCAGGUGACGACAGAGGAAGCACAAAGGUGGUGCCAUGAAAAUGGAGGGCACCCCUACUUUGAGACCAGUGCGAAAGAUGCCACAAACGUUGCAGAGGCUUUCGAGGAGGUGGUGAGGAGCGUACUAGCAUCUGAGGAUCGGCCUGAGCAUAUGCUGCCAUCAGACACUGUGGAUUUGCGUCGGAAACCACGGUCCAGAACUCGCUGCUGUUGAUUUUUUAUAAUGGCAGUGGACAUACACUCACUGGCUACUUUAUUAGGAACUACUUUGUAUCUGCUCUCAUUGUCCAUUUUAUGUACAGUUACAGAUUGUAGUACAUCGGUUUCUCCGCAUUCUUUAUUAGCCCCCAUUUACCCCAUUCAUGGGUCAGGACUGUCACAGGGCCACCACAGAGCUGGUAUUAUUUGGGUGGUAGAUCACUUUCAGCACUGCAAUGACACUUAAAUUUUACUCACUUUUUUAAAUAAAAGAGAUUAAUAUAUGUGCCUGCAUAGCACUGCUAUGUCUGAUCCACUCAUACCAGUGCAACACACAUUAACACAACACCACCAUGCCAGUGUCACUGCAGUGCUGAGAAUGAUCCACCAUCCAAAUAGCACAUGCUCUGUGGAGGUCCUGUAGGGAUCCUGAUCAUUGAAGAACAGUGUACAAGGGGGCUAACAAAGUAUGUAGAGCAACAGAUAAACUACAGUCUGCUGUAAUUGUAGAAGUACUGUUACCUGAUUGGUAAGAAUAGCUGAUAAAAUAGACAAUGAGUUUAGAUAAAAAGAGGUGUACCUAAAGGAGUGGCCAGUCAGUGCAUGUGCACAUCGUAAAGCUGCUUAAUGAAGCUUUUGUGCAGCAGGUGGAGCUAGUGAGCAAACAACUUUAGUUCAGAAUUUCAACAAGUUUUCAAAAACUCAUCUGGAGCAAAGACAAGUGCUUAUUAUGAGUGAAGUUUAUAUUGACAACAGUACAGUUGUCUGUGUUCUCCUAGUAUUUUAUUAUGUACAAGCAAAUGACUUAACUUUUAAUUGAAAAUGUAAUAAAUUGCAAUGAAAUUAUCACCAAAAGUGAAGGGAGUUUAAGUCUGGACUGUCAAGUCUGGAGAUUUCCUGUUGAAACUUAAUCAGUCAAUGAAAUCAUUAAAUAAAUAAAUCAGUGUCUCAUAUCUGUAAUUAUGGUAAAGAGUAACUGUUCAAAGAAAUCCAAGAUUUUGAGCCAAUUUUGUAUUUUCUUGAACAUUUUUUCCUGUGAUUGUUUUGUAUUUAGUUGGGAUGCACCGAUAUGGGAAUUGUGUGCUGAUGCAGAUAUAUAUAUAUAUUUUUUUCAGAUAUUUUUUUUUUUUUCAUGUACAUAUCUGCUGAUGCAGAUUCCUAAACAUCUUUAAAAUGGAGAAAUUUGGGCUUCAUGUACCUGAAUUAGCAUUACAGAGAAAUAUAUCAUUAAUGUGUGUGUGUGUGUGUGUGUGUAUAUAUAUAUAUAUAUCUGUACAGUUAUAUUAUAUGCAAAACCUUUAACAUUCCUGGUCAAAUGACAUG